UGGUGCGUUCUCUGUUCAGAGUUUGUGAGGUGGUCCAGAGUUGGGAUGUAACUUGUCUAGGCUAGAACCUUUGUCGGGAUCGAAUGUCUGGAGAAAAAAAAAGACUAUUAAAAUGUGAAAAGCAAGUCAUUAUCCUACAUUAAAGUUUGGAGUAAUUAUCUGCAGACGGAAGUCGGGAAUAAAACUUGGGUUGAGUCAGACUCUAAAACCGUAGGCGACUGACUACAUUGACCCAGGCCCAGGCUCAAGCUUGAGAAUUUACGCCCAGUUCUUGCUAUCAAAAUGUGAUAAAAUUAGCAUUGCUCGUAUCUGUGUCGCGGAUCGGAAUCGUUAUCAGUCCAUGACUACACUCCCAAGAGUACCUACGAAUAUUUCUACCCCCGGCGCAAAUAGAACAUGUUAUUUACACUCAGUUCCUUGCAGAAGCUCGCCUGCAUCGCAUACAUCUUAUAACUCGUGCCGGGACCUUUUCAUUUCUCUUCGCACAGGUGAAAAACAGUUUCCGUUGCCAUGCCCAGGUAAAAAUAAAUUGGCUUUCUCGGCGUAGUGCGGCUCCUUCACGGCUCUCCUAAUUUUUUCGGGAUUAAUGGAAUUUCACAUGUAAUUACCUACGGAUUUUUGCUAAUUUAUUUAAUCAGCCGUGGCCCGUGCUCCUCCUUCUGAGUGCAAAGUAUCUAAGUUGAUUCACUGAAAUUUGUUUAACUGAUCAAUUGUUGAUAUUUACUGGCCCGUCUUGUGCAAAGUGUUCCGAUUUGAUCAGGGUCGAGUGGAAAUUAUGUGUUGCGAUUGUGUUUGAUACGAUUGAAUUGAUUUAGUGUGAAAUCAGUGGAUUCGGUUGAGAUACAGAAUCAUGAGUCAGAAACAGCACAACGGCCAUGUUAUCACAAACGGUAUCGCGGAUAAUGAUAAGGCAGUGAACAAUAGUUGCAAUAGUAAAGAUGGUUGUUGGGACUCGGUUAAUUUGAAUCAUCUCUCGCCGUCCCAUGCCACUUCACCGCCAAGCUCCGCACUAUCACGCUUGAAUAGCUUAGAUUGUUGGGAUUACACGAUUGAAUUGGAAUGUCUGCAGGGCCCACAAGAUCUUCAACUUGCCGCCGAACUAGGUAAAACGCUCUUAGAACGCAACAAAGAACUAGAGACGGCACUGAAGCAACAUCAGAACGUCAUUGAAGACCAAGCCCAAGAAAUUGAGUAUCUACAAAAACAGACAGGCGCGCUGCGAGAAGUUAACGAUUCCCGCCUAAGAAUCUACGAACAAUUAGAAAUAGGAAUUCAAGACUUGGAGAGAUUAAACCAUAGACUAACCCUUGAGAACACAUCCGAAAAGAAACACUCAAAAUUACUGUUACACAAUAUCGAGACGUUAGAGGCCCGCUGCGAAGAACUGACAAAAAAUGUUGAAGACCUUAAGCAAACGCUUGACGCCGAGCGUCGGAAGAAUGAACGAUUAGUUCAGGAGAAGAACAACCGCAAUGACCAGUACAAUGCCCGACUGCGCAACCAUGACGACUUGCAUAAUUCAUCUUUGUUGGAUGAAGUGGACAGUGAUGAGGUUCACAAGUCAUAUAACAGCACGUCAUCUCCGGAGCAUCAGUCGGGCCGAGGAGCCCACAUGAAAAAUGCCAAUUCGACAGGCACAAGUGAUUGCCUGGCCGUGGAUCAGCUUGACGUGAGCAACAUUGCAGGCGAGGAAAAUGAGGAACUGAUUAAGUUAAUGACAGAAUUGGAGACGACAAAAAAGGCCUACAUUUCGGAGCAGCAACGAGUCAGUGAACUGGAAGAACAACUCAUGACCAUAAUUCAAGAAAACCAAACACUCCAGAGCCGAGUAGCCCAAGUUAGUACAAACGAAGAGAUGAAGUCCGUGCACGAGGAACUGUCCAUUCUAGAAGAAGUGCGGCAAGGAACAAUGUGCAGUCGCUGCCUGAGGUCCGUGGACGAUCGUAACAUGCUUGAGGAGGGAUCAUCCAUCGCGGGCACGGAGGACGAUGAGGACCGCAGCUACCUGGAGCUGAUGAGUAACCCAGCGGAAUCCGCCAACACCAUGUACCGCCCUGCCGUCUCAAUCAAGAAUUCAUCAAAGCCGGACACCUUGGAUCUGGGUGGUUCAAGCCCCAACCCCUACCGUGAGCUUGUCGAGAAAUAUGAGGCUCUUUUGGAAGUUCAACGUCACAACAUGGCACGCCGCCAAUCACCACCCAAUUUGCACGAUGAUAUUCCAACAUCUGGUGAAUUCAGUUCAAUGAAUACAAAAGGAACAGAUGAAAGUUCCUACAUUGAACGCGAAAAGUCACAACCACGCUCAACCAUUUCCAACGGAGCUUCAUCCACGGCUGAAUCGACUUCGGCAACCACCAACGGAAUUGCACCAAACACUCAAUCCGGCCAGAAAAGUGGCAAAAACUCUCGUCGCACACCUACCGAUUUCUCAGAGGCUGAGACAUCCAGUUCAGGAUUCUCAGAUGAAACCAGCAAUAAGGCCACCCAAACCGAUGAAAGACGUGGAUUCUUCCUGUGCUCAAUUGGCGAUGGUGAUGAUUGCAAGUUUAGCAUUUAUGACGACGUCAGUCCAGUUGAUUCGAGAUUCCGCAAUCGUCCUGAAUAUCGUGAACUCUUCAAGGAGAUAUUCGCUGUGUUGAAGAAAGCAGCGGAGAAUAAGGAAGAGGGAGAUAAGCUGCCAUUACUUGAUGAUACACAUCCGACUGUAAAUAAAGUCCCUCCAGUCACUCCAGCCAACGAAGAAAUUCCUGACUUCGGCGACGAUACACAAAGCAUCAUUUCAUCUGUUGUUUCAGAACAAUCAGUGGCCAUGUCUGAGUGCAUAACCAAGACCGAACGUAAGACUGCAGCAAAGAAGCAUAUAAUCGAAAUGGGUCAGGAGAACAAGCCACCUGUUCUACCGACACCAGGCCAAACAUCAGCCAACAACGGUGCCACCGGUGGCAAUGGCAAAAAUUUGACAGAGAAUGGACGCGUCCUAACCCCAUUGAAACGCGAACCUACUGAAUAUCUUGCCGUGACUGUAGGCGUGAAAAAGAAGAAUCGCAAGAAGAAUCGUAACCUGAACUUGGACCGAUCUGAUUCACCGAUUCUCCCAUCGCCUCCACGGGUAUACUUAGCUUCAGGCAAGAAGCGAAGGGACAUGCGACCGUUCAACGUAUCCGCAACAUCCUGGUCAACCCCGAGCUCAAAUCCAAACGUACGUCCCUCGACGCUUAUGAAUCGACCCCUGGCCACCGAGUGGAACGGCAACUCCAUGGUCAUCUACAACCGUAGCGCUCAAUCUGCAGCAGCUUCCGGUCAUACACACAAUAAUUGUGGGGGUGAGAUGGACAUGUCCCAUGUGGAGUUCCGACCAAGCACGGUUUCACAAGAUUUGCACAAAUUGAAAAAGCUGGACUUAUCGUACGCCGAAGUACUUCGACGGGCGGACGCCUGCAAACACCACCAUCGUAGGAAAUAAGUGGGAUUUAGUGUAAUUUUAAAGGGGCGUGCUGGUGCGUCCCGCCUUACAUUCCAUCUUAUCUGGUCGUCUGUCAAACCCCAUUCACACUAUCCACUAUCGUCUCAAUUAAUGUUAUUUUUGCCCGCCGUAGCCAUUUAUAUGAAGAGGUCCUUUUUCCAAUUUAUCUACUCGGAAUGUGCUUGUUUUCUCCUUUCUGUUAUGUAUAUUUAACCUGUUUAUUUUCCCUUCUGUACCUAAUGUAAUUUCUAAGAACUAAUGUGGAACACAAAUUCGUUGUAUAAUAAUAAUCCUGGUUGAUAUUUUUUCGAUUGAUAAUCAAUUGUCCCUGAUGUCCUUUAGAGUGUCAUUUAUUUUCCUUAAAGUUAUACAUAUUGUACGUAAAAAUAAUUCGUCUCCUGUUUUGUUUUCUAUUGUUAGUUUCGUUCGUAUCGAUAGGAUUCUGUAAACAUUGUAUUUUGUCUGUAAAACAACAUUUAAGUAAGAAAUCAAACAAAGGAACGAACAAGUGAGAAGUGUAAAAUUCAAAAUAAAAAUAAUUAUUAGUGAAAAAAA
This is a messenger RNA of Hermetia illucens (black soldier fly), 4018 nucleotides long. RefSeq names its product cerebellar degeneration-related protein 2-like (gene centrocortin). Lineage: Eukaryota; Metazoa; Arthropoda; Insecta; Diptera; Stratiomyidae. The record is from RefSeq and is a predicted model, not a curated record. Bases 851 to 3463 code for a protein of 870 amino acids. The transcript is spliced from 8 exons.